This is a messenger RNA of Linum trigynum, 321 nucleotides long. NCBI's taxonomy places the organism in Eukaryota, Viridiplantae, Streptophyta, Magnoliopsida, Malpighiales, Linaceae. The record is from the annotation of a GenBank genome assembly.
AUGGAUUAUAUCUCUUCAUGGUCCUGGCGGGAUAAAUCACCUUUCGCUCUUUUGUGGAGUUUACUGUUGAGUUCAAUCCUUCUCAAACUUGGUAUCGGGAAGUCUGUUCUGAAAGAGUCGGUUCUGAUCAUGCCACAUUUCGGGGUUCAACUCGAAACACAUUAUAGAAGUGGAAGAAUAUCACGCCGCUUUGUGCCAGUUCCAGUGAGCACGAUUCUGAAGCCAUUGCUGCUAGAGCAUGUGAAUCCGGUUACUUCUUACUGGGUUCUGUCUCUGAUUUUGCUUAAGGAAGAAGAACUGACUCCGGUUUUCAAGGUAUGA